Molecule: messenger RNA, 4923 nt
Organism: Aspergillus udagawae
Lineage: Eukaryota; Fungi; Ascomycota; Eurotiomycetes; Eurotiales; Aspergillaceae
Exons: 2
Coding region: 1-4923 (1640 amino acids)
Source: RefSeq, a predicted model, not a curated record
AUGGACCUCCAAACGCAGCUGGAGCCAAGGCUCCUCUUACAAAAGGCACCACCCGCCAUCGCUCGCCAUUUUCAAGAUCUGAUCAAAUCUGGAAGCGCGGAUAUCCACGCAAUCAACACACAUUUGCUUUCUCAAGUGCACAGUGAAUCCAUCCCCCUGGUCGUCUACGAGAUCUGGUUCCCUCUGGCGAUAAAGCAUGCCCCUGAACUCCUCCGUGGCGCACUCACGGACCCCAUCUCCUGCGGCGUCCGCAAGACAAGUAUCCACGCCCUACGACGCAUGUUCCACAGUAGGAAAUGGAAGGACACGUGGGAUUUCCUGGGGGGCGCGGCCGGCAUCAAAGAGAUCAUUGACAAUCUCCCCAUGACCGAAGUGAAACGGCUUGCGUCGGUUAUUACCGACAUCAAAUUCCAGGGCAAUCGCGAGGUGAUCUCAACUUGUGUGGAGGAGCUGCUCCGCCUUGUGGCCCAGUCGGAUCGCAUGACUGGUCGGCUGAUAUCGCCUGCUCUUGCCCCGUUAACCCAGCUUUGCAGUGAGAGCUACGUGCUUGGGUAUCUCAAGCGACAACACCAGCAGGAUGACCCGUUCCAGCGGCGCUUGGAAGAACUAGGGAGUCUGCACUUAGAUCUACUGCGGAGGAUUGUCGUGGGAACUGUUGAAGCCUCGGAGGAUUUGCGUGCCAAAGUCUUCUCUUCCCAGCCCCAGGCUCUCGUGCGCUCGCAGCAGGAGUAUGUACCAGUAUACCUCCCACCCGAUAUGCCCGCCGACGUUCACCCUGGCAUGGCAUUUUGUCUCGACGUGGUCCACGCCCUUUCUGCAAAUGCUGGCUUCAAGCGCAGUAUAAGUAGCCACAUACCGGACUUGAUCGACGCUACGUUAAAACUGGCAGCGAAAAAGGAGUCUGCCUUGCACGUUGUACUCAAGUUCGUCAAGCACAUCUUGCCGACAUACUUCCAGCAUAGUGAGCAGCGCUGGUACAUGGAGUCCUCGUUGCCGUGCGAGAUCGUCCGAUGGUGGUCUAUUGCUCGCACGGGAAAGAUCCGGUAUAAGUGGCGCUUCUGGCUGCAGAGCAUCUUUUCUCACCAUGGCGCAAAGUGCUUCUCCCCCCAUCUGGAACUGCUGGAAGACUUGCUCCUCCAGACGCUGCGGCAGCAAGCCGAUCGGAAAUUCAAUGUUCGCAAAAACCCCAAAGAGUUUCGCAAUAAUCUGGGCCGGUAUGUAUGCGAUAUCCCAAUGGAAGAACGACUGACCUUCAUCAAAUUCCUUUGUCGCAAUCUGCCAUCUAUCAACGUGGAUCUCAAUACAUGGCCCCCUUCAGAGCGCGAAAGCCAACUCCUUCCGUACUGGAAAGAGGCAACCCUGCGAGAUUUACCCACGUCCGAUGCAAAAUGGCUUUUUGGUCGCAUGCUGGCGAUCCACGGUUGCGAAGAGUUUCUUCCAGACCCCGACGGCGCCUCAGCGGAUGAAGAUCAAAUGACAUGGACGGACCAGUGCUUGUUGAAGAUAGAUUGGGAACUGGACGAGGAUACGAGUGGCCAGCUUCCUAUUACCCGUAAAGCGCUGGCGGAGUCGAAACGUCGGGCAACAAGAGACAGAGACCCUCAACAAAGGUUGACCUGGGCUACUGCCACCCUGCGAUUUGCGAUCGCGAGCAUGUCCUUGGAUAUCUUUCAAGAAACUGUGGAAUGGAGCAAGCGAUUCCUUCGAGAUCCGGUUGUCUUUCCGGGACUAUUGGAUAUCCUUUUCAGCAGGAAGACAGCGCCAAUCGUAUCCCGCACAUACAUUCUACGCCCGAGAAGACCGGAAACACUUGCUGAAUUGAAAGCAGUGGUGAAAAAGGGUAACCAGGUUCUCCGGUCGUACUUGGACAUCGCACACCUUAUUGUCCGCGAGCCGCAUUACCAGAGGAAUUUGACCAGCGGCAUCCCCUACCUCUUUGGCGAAAUAAUAUCCAGGAGAAUCGAGGAAUUUGGGAUGGUUAGUGCAGGCACCGAAGCCGAACGCGUCGACAUCCUGCUGUACUCUUUGCUGCCUAUUAUUCUCGAAUUCGAGCGCCUGGCAAACAGCGAGGACCCCGACAAGUUCACAUGGAGCGGCUUCAGUGGUGCAGUUUCUCGCAUUGACUGCCUCGAUGACGAGGACAAAGCUGUGCUCCCUUUCCUGGAUCGUAUGGCGUACGAACGGAAUCAAUUCUGGGUCGAGAAAAGGAUGGACGAAAACCCCGAAAUCAUGGAUCUACCCCUAGGCUUCCCGCGAGGCCUUCCCCUGGAGUAUCUCCUCCCAAGUUUGGAACUGACCCAACUUGCCAACAAGUACCCGGAUGAUAUGCCAUACGUAGCGUCCAGACUUGCUGAUCUGAUGGUGCCAUCCACGGGUGUGAUGCUGAGUGUCGUCCCAGCUAGUGCUGCCAGAGACAAUUACCCCAUAGACUCCCUUGAUUACGGGGUUCGAGCUGUCAUAGAAGAUCCUUCGGAAGCAGUGAAGGAAAAGGAGCUCUUGCAGAUCUGGGAAAUGUUCUCUGCUACCCUGCGCCCCUAUCCAGAUCAGUUGGAGAUCUUUAAGGAAUGGCUUGCUGGGUUGGCCCGUCGAGAAGGCUUACGAGAGGCGGCCAAAAUAAUCCAGCCGCCGCUUCCCCCGAGAAAGUUUUGGGUGACCGCAUACUUUGAACAGUGUUUCGAUAUGGAUCAUGUGGUUGAAUGGGACCCUCGCCCGGACCCUGCUCUUGUGGACAGUCCAAGCGCAGAAACUGAGCCAGAAGAGCGGAAGGUUGAACGAACGAUCCUCAUCUGCCGCAUGAAUGCCGUAGAUCGAACCAUCAGGAACAAUAUUCAGCCAAAGGAGAGUCCAUUCUGGGUUUGGUAUCACACCGAACGCUCGGUGCCAAUGUCACAGCGUGAAGCAGUCGCGCUUUCUGCGCUCCUAUACAUCGACACUCUUAACCAGCGGACGACGCGAAUCCUACGCCGUCCCUGGCCGCAAAAUGUCUCCUCGCCUCGAUACCCGGCCAUCUUCCUCGCAGAUGAGUUUCUGACUGCCGUUGCCAAAAAGGGUGCCAUCCAUGAUGCGGCAAAAGCUCUUGAGAAAUGCGUGAAGUUUGUUCCCGCGCAACUGCUCCGUGAAGUUGUCGUGUCGCUGCUCAAGAUGCUCGCAGAGAAUUCAGAGAAAAAGCAACCGAGCUAUUCCACAAUAUUAUCAGUCACGAUGAGCUUGAUCAAGCUCCUGCACAAAACAGACCAGCCGCAACUGGCUAUUGAUGUUGUGCUCCAAGUCCUCAAGUCAUUCCCAGACGCAUCCUCGUACCAUCGGCAGAUGAGACUAUUGAAGCUGGGGACGCGACUCCUGCCGCACCACGCCGCUCAAAUGUUCAACACGUUUGCCAACUUCGUCUGCAACGCCGGUAAACCCAAGGCCGAAGAGUCUGAUGGUCAUGAUCCAUCGACAGAGAAUCCGCCCUAUGUUAAGAUCACAACAAUCAAGAUGCUCGCCCAACUCCUCGCCGACGCAACCUUCGUCGACAUAUCCACCUGUAUUCGCAUACUUCAAAAUAUCUUCGAUUCAAACCACCACAUUGAUGUUCGCACUGAAGUUGUCAUGGCAGUUCUGCGACAGUUCCACCGCGUGGCAGACGUGACACCGGUAUUUACUGUACUCGCCUCCAUGGCGAGCGCCGCUUCUGGCCCGAGCGAACGAGAAGCUAUGUCGGAGGCCGACUGGCUUGCCGCCGAAAAAGGAGAGAGACCUCUUCCAGAAGUCGCUCCCGUAUACGAUCGCCCCUUGUUCGGUUGUUUCCUCAGAACCGCGUUCUCCUUACCUAAACAAUCCCGCAAAGAAUACGUGCACAAGGUACUCCUCCCGCUAUUGGAAGAAUCAGCUCGGCAGCACGCUCGCUGGAUUCGAUGUUUCCUGUCAGAGGUCCACCUUACUCCUGAAGAAGACAAUGCCAUCACGUCACUCAGUAAGAUCUGGACCUUUGAUCCAUCCGCCGUCGACUCCCUCUUCGAUACCUGGGGACCAUAUCUCCCGAAAUCCUACCUUCGCCGACACAGGUGCUGGGCCCUCGCUUACAUCCAGUACCCUCACGUGGAAACGAUAAACAAGAAACUUUCUGCGAAAAAUAAGAGGUGGCAGGGCAGUGCGGAGGGAAAGCACUGGCUCACUCUAGUGUCGCACCUGCGUAGCCCUAGACCUUUCGCCGCAAUAGGCAAAGAUAUCGCUGCGGGAGUGCAAACGCAGGUGGAGGGUGACAUAACAGCCUCCGACCUCGUGGACGAGUACAUCUGUCGCGCGGGGAUAGUGACCCGGCACCCGGUGAGAUUUGACAAGGAGCUCGAUCGGUUCGUGGUUUCCGUAGAAACGAGUUUGGAGUCAUUGAAGAUCUUGAAUGGAAAGAUGAGGUGUGUAACUGAUCCUGGGCGGUAUGACUUGCUGCAGAGGAUGAUGGAGCGGAUUGUCACGGAUAUCGAGUCGUUGAGGACGGCACAGUGGAUGGAAGAUCCAUACAGGUCGCCUGCUGUCCUGCCGUCGAGGUUCGCAAUCGAGAUGCUGCUUCUGCCAUCGCCGACGUACAAUGCUCGCACAAACAAACCAGGAAUGGAGUUCGGGAGGAGACUUAUGGACCUCGUGAAAAGGUUUGCCGACAAUCCUGUGUUGGUGGUUGAGUUUGACGCUGUCAAGGAGCAGGUGGACGACGUGGAAGAGAAGGACCUCGGGUCCUUUGCCCUUCUCUUUGGGAACGAUGGCGAGGAAGACCAGGAAACACUGUAUCGGCGCUUGAAAGUAGACAUUGCCCGGUGCGCUUUGAAGAGGAUUGAGUCAGGGGAUUUGCGGCAGAACAAACAGUUGAUGGCAAUGAUUCGCAGGUGGAAGGCGAGCAGCAGUGAGUGGGUGAGACAGGUCGGAUGGAGUUUUGAUGGAACUUUCUGA